CGUUCUUUUCUGCCUUAUCGCUCUCUUCCGAGAGCCAACCGAUUCCCAGUGGCAUUUUCGUAAAUAAUCCAAAGCCAUGGGGAUUCAAAGCGACGACGUCGUUAUCAUCCAGCCGGGGAAGAACCCCGGCGACCCGACCGUCGUGACAGUCAAUUGUCCCGACGAGCCGGGACUCGGCUGCGACCUCUGCAGAGUCGUGCUUCAGUUCGGGCUCUGCAUUAGCAAAGGAGAUUUCACGACGGAUGGGAAGUGGUGCUACAUAGUGUUGUGGGUGGUGCAGAAUGAGAGCUGGAUGAAGGUGGAUUGGGACAGCUUGAAGGAGAGGCUUGUGUCGGCGUGUCCGUCUUCGUGUUUCUAUAAGGUUUAUCUGAAUAUUCAGUCUAGUGCUCCAUCGCCGUCUCCGGUGUAUCUUUUGAAGUGUUGGUGCUUUGACCAGAGGGGAGCUCUGCAUGAUAUUACUAAGGUGCUGUGUGAGCUUGAGAUUCUGAUUCAGAGGGUGAAAGUGAUGCUGACUCCGGAUGGGAGGGUUUUGGACCUCUUCUUCAUCACUGAUUGCUUAGAUUUGCUACACACAAAGCAGAGGAGAGAUGACAUAUGUGAGCAUCUGAUGUCUGCCCUAGGAGAAUACUGUAUCACAUGUGAGGUUCAGUUGGCAGGGCCUGAAUAUGAAAGUGUGCAGGGAAAUUAUUCUCUUCCAUCAGCUGUUGCUGAAGAAUUAUUUAGCCAUCAGCCAACAGAUGACAAAGCUUCUUCAAAAGCUCUCACCCCGGGUCUGGCAACCUCGAAAAGCACAAGUAUUACAGUGGAUAAUACACUGAGCCCUGUUCAUACAUUGCUGCAAAUACAAUGUGUAGAUCAAAAAGGACUCUUUUAUGACAUACUAAGGACUUCCAAGGAUUGCAACAUUCAGAUCGCAUAUGGUAGAUUCUCUUCUACUGUCAAAGGCAUCCGAAACGUGGAACUGUUUAUUCAGCAUACGAAUGGGAAAAAGAUUUUAGAUCCUGAAAGACAGGUUGCAUUGUGUUCUCGGUUGAAGGAAGAGAUGCUAAAUCCACUGAGAGUGAUUGUUACCAACAAAGGUCCUGAUACUGAACUCCUAGUGGCAAAUCCGGUUGAGUUAUCUGGAAAAGGACGGCCCCUCGUCUUUCAUGAUGUUACUCUUGCACUGAAAAAGUUGGGAUUAUCCAUUUUCUUGGCUGAAAUUGUAAGGCAUGAGACUCAUGAUUGCCAGUGGGAAGUAUAUAGGUUUCUUUUGGAUGAUAGCUGUGAAUUUCCUUUGGGGAGCAGAGAAGCUAGAGAUAAGAUCGAAGAAAGAGUUAGAAGAACACUGAUGGGAUGGUGAACUGUUACAUCUGCUGCUCUUUUGAUAGUUUGCAGUUGCCAUCCAUAUAGUUUGGCUUACAGCAAUUCUCUCAUCGAAAUGAUUGUAGUUAUGUGUAGUAAAUUAGUAAUGGCAUGUAGAAUCUACAGGCUAAUUAAGCAGGGGAAAGUCCAUAGUUGUGUGCUAAGACACUUCUGUGAGACUGCA
Argentina anserina (silverweed cinquefoil) is the source of this 1528-nucleotide messenger RNA. RefSeq names its product ACT domain-containing protein ACR9. The coding region runs from base 77 to 1342 and encodes 421 amino acids. The record is from RefSeq and is a predicted model, not a curated record. The transcript is spliced from 6 exons. Lineage: Eukaryota; Viridiplantae; Streptophyta; Magnoliopsida; Rosales; Rosaceae.